Molecule: messenger RNA, 2455 nt
Organism: Musca domestica (house fly)
Lineage: Eukaryota; Metazoa; Arthropoda; Insecta; Diptera; Muscidae
Gene: eIF2Bdelta
Product: translation initiation factor eIF-2B subunit delta
Exons: 6
Coding region: 215-2065 (616 amino acids)
Source: RefSeq, a predicted model, not a curated record
GCAGCGUCGACGCCGAUGGCCAGCCAUAUGGUGCGACGCCGCCAUCAAAAAACUUUCCGCUUCGCCAUCUGUUCCAAAUUAUAUUUUUUCUGCAUAAUUGUCUUCGUGUGCAAUUUCUGAAAUAUUUUAAAAUAAAUAUUUUAAAACUAUAUUGAAGCCCAGCAACGUCAAAACAUCCAAUAAGAAGCGAAAGCGCCGCCAGCAGCCAAGAACUAUGAAUCCAGGGGAGAUAACAACGACUGAAAUUAACACAGAAAUCAAAUUAGAAGUCAAAGUGGAAACGGAACAAAUUGUAAAAGUGGAAACCAUUAAGAACCAACCAACAAAUCCUGCUCCAUGCACACAAAAUCAGCCACCAGCAGCCAUAUCACAACACAACAGUGAAAAAUCUAGGGAAGAAAUAAAGGCCGAACGCGAAGCUAAAAAGUUAGCCAAACAAGCGAAAAAGACCAAGAGUAAUCCAUCGGGUGAUUCAAGUACCACACCUGCUGCUGCCAACACCAAAAUUGUCGCCGCUGUGAACGACACUGCGAAAGUGAACGAGAACUCCAAUAACAUGGAAGGAGUUGAUGGAGAAAAAUCACGCGAACAAAUAAAAGCUGAACGCGAAGCCAAAAAAUUGGCUAAACAAGCAGCAAAGGCUGCUAAAGCCGGUGGUGGUACAAACGCCGCUGUUGAGAAUGUUACCGGACAAAUGGCUCAGGUGAAAAUAGCUGAUAAGGCAACAGAGAAGGCGGCAGCACCAUCUGGCUCUACAGCUGAUGAGGAGAAGAAAAAGCCCGCUCUAACUAAAGCCGAACGUAGAGCCAUACAAGAAGCCCAAAGAGCAGCGAAGGCACAAGCUCUAGCACAAAAAUCAGCUGCGGCAUCGAAAAGUAAAUCACCAGCUAAGCCUGCAGCAGCUGCUACAAAACCAGCAGCCAAAACAUUAUCCGUACCAGAGAAGUCGUCACCAACCAAAGUCGCUGGCGGUAGUCCUAAACGGGCCACAAGUACAUCUCCCGUAAAAAGUGUGCGUUUUAACGAUGGCAACGUUAAACUGUUCAGUCAUCUUGAAAGACCCACUACAAAUGUAAAUUUAUUCGUCAAUAAUCCACAAAUUCAUCCCAGCAUAGCCAGGCUGGGAGAGCAGUAUGCCAAACGAGCCAUAGUGGGUUCAAAUGCCAGGUGUCUGGCUUUUCUUAAUGCCGUUAAAAUGGUUAUUCAAGAUUUUGAAACACCACCCAAAAAGGAGUUCUCCCGUAGUUUGGAAGCCCUACUUAGCACAUCCGUCGAAUAUUUGCAAAAAUGUCGCACUUUGGCAGUGUCUGUUAUCAAUGCCCAUAAAAAUUUGAAACAGGUUAUAAUGCAGUUGUCUAACGAUGAACCAGAAUCAGAGUUGAAGGAGAAACUUUUUAAUUUCAUCGAUACUUAUAUUGAAAAUCAAAUUGGCAAGGCUGCUCAGGCCAUAAACUCGAUGAUGCAAAAGAAAAUAAACAAUGGCGAUGUUAUAUUAACAUUUGGAUGCUCAUCAUUAAUUUCCUUUAUCUGCGAAGAGGCUCAAGCCCGUAAUAUCGAUUUCCGUGUCAUUGUCGUCGACUCCAGACCCUUCUGUGAAGGUCAAGAACUAUUGCGUCGUCUAACGGCCAAAGAAAUUCCCUGCACUUAUGUUUUAAUCAAUGCCGUCAGUUUUGUUAUGCCUGAAGUGACAAAGGUGCUCUUGGGUGCCCAUGCCUUAUUAGCCAAUGGUUAUGUUAUGGCUCGCACUGGUACAGCACAAGUAGCUUUAGUUGCCCGUUCCUUUAACGUCCCCGUCUUGGUAUGCUGUGAAACGCAUAAAUUCAGUGAACGCUUCCAGACUGAUGCCAUAGUCUAUAAUGAAUUGGGCAAUCCCGAUGAUAUUGUUGUUGAUGACAAAUGUUGUUUAUCGAAUUGGCAGGCCAAGCAUAAAAUGUCUCCGCUUAAUUUAAAUUACGAUAUAACUCCACCCGAAUUAGUAACAGCUGUGGUCACAGAAGUUUCGGUGCUGCCAUGUACAAGUGUUCCAGUCAUAUUGCGUAUGAAACCGGACUGGUCUACUGUCUAAGAGAAAAUACCGCGGCGCACAUGGUUACUAAUUUAUUUGUAUUGAGGUAGAGGACUUCAUAUGAAUUUUGGUGGUUAAAUGCAAAUAGAUAUCCCUUAGGAGUUGUUAUAAGCUAAGCUCCCUUUUGUUAAUCUGUAUUUUUUUAUAUAUGUACGUAAAAAAUAAAAAAAAAUAUGAAAAAUUAUAUUUUAAUGAUCAUCAACACUGCCACGAUAACCCCGAUUAAACCAAUAAAUUCGUAUGGUAAAAAAAUACAUUAGAUCGAAAAGACUUAAAACGCUGAUACCCAAGAAUGCGGACAUAAUAUUGUAUAGGCUUACUGUAAGUACAAAUACAAAUAAUAUUUAUUGAAUUCAAUAAAAAAUAAAGAUUUUUUUACUUACCCGCAUA